AUGCUGACGGGCGGUCUUUUACACCUCUUCUCUCGCAAGGAGCGAGCGAAGCGAAAGCAACAGUCCCAGCAGGCAGAGCAACUAGCGCCGCUCCAUGUGCCUCCGGCGUAUAAAUCCGACAUCUAUGAACCGCUGAAUGGGCCCCGCUCUGCGCAUCCCCGGCCGCUAUCCUCCUUCGCUCCGGACUACAGUCGCCAGGCCCACUACUCGGCCCAGAAUGCGGUCCAUGGGGGCUACUAUCCCCACCAUUCUGGCAGUCGCAGCCAUCCCAAUCACUAUGGCCAAUAUAGCCAGCAGCAGCAGCAGCAGCAGCAGCAGCAAGCAUACCAAUAUCACACUCAGACCCCGCAGCACGAACGACAGCUGCCACGAGCAUCCUUCGAUGUACCCCGAUAUCCGGCCCUACCAACCUAUGACCCAUCCAAGUACCAACCCAUUCAACCAUCCCUGACACCGACCGCCGAUCGAUUCGCCUUCCACUACCCUAAUGCCAGGGGCCAAAGCUCCCGUUUGAGUGAGGUACACUAUAAUGAUGCGCGACCCUCGUCGAUCUACGUCCCGCCCCAAGCUGCUCCGGACCUAUCCUCCGCACCACCAAUGCCCCGGCGGAGAAUGGCCGCGCACGCUCGCAUUCAGUCUAUCAUACCAUCUUCCGGCACCUCGGCCGGACAGGGCUUGUCCAGAUCGGGGGAUGGGAGGGAACGGAGCGUCUCUGAACCAAUGCCUGCGGGUGAUGGGCAGGGGAGCCGGGGGCCACGACGGCCUAAACCGGUGCUUUCACGGCUGAUUACCAACUUCGGCUAA
This is a messenger RNA of Penicillium brasilianum, 804 nucleotides long. The record is from the annotation of a GenBank genome assembly. NCBI's taxonomy places the organism in Eukaryota, Fungi, Ascomycota, Eurotiomycetes, Eurotiales, Aspergillaceae.